Molecule: messenger RNA, 987 nt
Organism: Malus domestica (apple)
Lineage: Eukaryota; Viridiplantae; Streptophyta; Magnoliopsida; Rosales; Rosaceae
Source: RefSeq, a predicted model, not a curated record
UAGUUUGCUCUUCAGUUUUAAUUGAAGAAUACUCGGUUUCUUGCUUAAAUUGAACAGGUUCUGUUGGGUUCAACCGGUGCUCUUACACUUAUGACAGUCCUGUCUGUCAUUAUUGGGCGAAUAUUUAACUCGGUCCCUGCUCAAUUCCAGACAACCUUGCCAAUUGGAGAAUAUGCUGCCGUAACUCUUCUGCUAUUCUUUGGUCUCAAAUCAAUAAAAGAUGCAUGGGACCUGCCAUCCAGUGAUGUUAAAAAUGGUGAUAAAAGCAGCCCUGAGCUUGAUGAAUACACCGAAGCCGAGGAGCUUGUGAAAGAGAAGGUGUCAAAGCGGCUCACUAAUCCAUUUGAAAUUGUCUGGAAAUCAUUCACCCUCGUAUUUGUUGCCGAAUGGGGAGAUCGCUCAAUGCUCGCCACAAUCGCUCUUGGUGCUGCACAGUCUCCAUGGGGUGUGGCAAGUGGAGCCACUGCUGGACACGUACUUGCGACAUCUAUCGCUGUUCUAGGAGGUGCAUUUCUCGCCAAUUACAUUUCCGAAAAACUGGUUGGAUAUGUGGGAGGUGGGUUGUUUCUAGUUUUUGCGGUAGCCACAUUUUUCGGAGUUUUCUGAAAGUUCUUGCUAGCUCAGGAGAGAGAGAGAGAGAGAGAGAGAGAGAGAGAGAGAGAGAUAUCAGUGCAUUGAGAAAACAUCGCUGCACGUGUGGCGGCCGAGGAGUAGUAAUCGGAGAGAUAUAGAAGAGCUGAGGAUGUGCUAGUGGAGUACAUGCAUUGCUGGUAGCCUUGUAGGGAACUUUAUUCGUAUCUGAAAGGUUUGUAAUGAAAUGUUUAGAAGUUUGGCAAGGGACGGGGCAGUGGCAGAUGUUCUUUCAUCUGCUCAGUGGCUUCUCUGGAUGCUUUGUACUACAUAACAUAACGGUCCUCCAAUUCCAGUGAACGCCAUUGUUAGAAAUUGAACGACAAAAUUAACGGUCUUAAUCACUUUUUAAUCGCA